AUGAAUCGCAUCGCGUCGUACCUUCGCACAUAUGCGACAGAAGCGGAACGGCCCAUGGCGACCGACGUGCAGCCGAGCGAGUCCGAUGUCGAGCGUCUGUUACGCCAGCGAAAUGUCGGUAUUAGUGCACACAUCGAUAGUGGCAAGACAACGCUCACCGAGCGUGUGCUGUACUACACAGGACGAAUCAAAGACAUUCACGAAGUGCGUGGACGUGAUGAAGUCGGUGCGAAGAUGGACAGUAUGGAGCUCGAGAGAGAAAAGGGGAUUACCAUCCAGUCAGCCGCGACGUACUGCAACUGGAAAGCGACGCCGCCGACGGAGCGAAGUAACAUGACAGGUGAUGCAGCUGAUGAGUCCACCGUCACAACACAAAAAAAGCACGACUACCACAUCAACAUCAUCGAUACGCCUGGCCACGUUGACUUUACUAUUGAAGUGGAGCGUGCGUUGCGUGUGCUGGAUGGAGCUGUGCUUGUACUCUGUGCGGUAUCGGGUGUGCAAUCGCAGACAAUGACGGUUGAUCGCCAGAUGCGCCGCUACUCGGUGCCGCGACUCUCGUUCAUCAACAAGAUGGACCGUGCUGGUGCGAAUCCGUGGCGAGUUGUUGAGCAGAUUCGCACGAAGCUCCGUAUGCCUGCGGCAGCGAUGCAAGUCCCUAUAGGAGCCGAGGACAACUUCCAAGGUCUUGUGGACCUUGUGCGUUGGAAGGCCGUGUACAACGAGGGCACCAAGGGCAAUGUGGUUCGUGAAUCCGAUGACAUUCCAGCGGACGUGCUUGAGCUGGCAAGGGAGAAGCGGCAGGAGCUCAUUGAGCAGCUGUCGGACGUGGAUGAUGAAAUGGCGGAGAUCUUCAUUGAAGAGCGCGAACCCACCAUCGAAGAGCUCGUUGCUGCGCUGCGCCGCGCGACGGUUGCGUGCCGCUUUUCACCCGUGUUCCUAGGCACGGCGAUCAAGAACAAGGGCGUACAGGCGCUCCUGGACGGCAUGUGUGCGUACCUGCCGAACCCGAUGGAGGUGCGUGCCAUUGCGAACGACACGGCCGUCGCGAAGAAGAUUGCAGCGCAGGCCAACGAAGAGGGCCAUGACGUGGCGGCCAUGCAGUCGUCCGCCCAGCAUGGAUCCGAAGUGCAGCUUGUGCCGGCGACGGAGGCGCCGCUUGUGGGUCUUGCCUUCAAGCUGGAGGAAAGUCGGUUCGGUCAGCUGACGUACAUGCGUGUGUACCAAGGCAUCCUGCGCCGGGGCGGCAUCAUCUUCAACUCACGCACUGGCAAGAAGGUCAAGGUGCCGCGUCUCGUUCGCAUGCAUGCGGAUGACAUGGAGGAUGUGCAAGAGAUUGGGCCUGGGGAGAUCUGCGCUAUGUUCGGUGUGGAGUGUUCGUCAGGCGAUACGUUCACCGAUGGCAGCACGACGCUGUCGAUGUCCGCGAUGUUUGUGCCGGAGCCGGUGAUCUCGCUUUCGCUCACACCCGAGGGCAAGGACACUAGUGUGAACUUUUCGCGUGCGUUGAACCGCUUCCAGAAGGAGGACCCUACGUUCCGUGUGCACGUCGACAGCGAGUCCAGUGAGACCAUCAUUUCAGGGAUGGGUGAGCUGCAUCUGGACAUUUACGUCGAACGCAUGCGCCGCGAGUACAAUGUGCCUUGCACGACUGGCAAGCCACGUGUGGCUUUCCGCGAGACGAUCUCGCAGCCUGCGAAGUUCAACUACACACACAAAAAGCAGACGGGUGGUGCCGGUCAGUUUGGUCGUGUGAUUGGUUACAUUGAGCCGAUGACUGUCGACGAGGACACUGGCAAGGACACGGCCUUCGUGAACAGUGUGAUGGGUGGCAACAUUCCACCCAGCUACAUCCCUGCGUGUGAGAAGGGAUUCGCAGAUGGACUGGAGAAAGGCGCACUGGCGGGCUACCCGGUGUGUGGUGUGCGGAUGGUGCUCGAGGACGGUGCGGCGCACAGUGUGGAUUCGAGCGAGCUGGCGUUCCGUAUCGCAGCGCACGCUGCAUUCCGCGAGGCAUUCCGUGCGGCGAACCCCACGAUUCUUGAGCCAAAAAUGUCCGUCGAAGUCAUUGCGCCUGUUGAAUUCCAGGGCACGGUCAUCGGCGCACUUAACCAGCGCAAGGGCACCAUCGAGGACACGGAAGUGCGUGAGGACGACUUUACCAUUACGGCCGAAGUGAGUCUCAACGACAUGUUUGGCUUCUCGAGCCAGCUUCGUGGCUUGACGCAGGGUAAGGGCGAGUUCUCCAUGGAGUACAAGAAGCACGAGCCAGUGAUGCCGAACGUCCAAGCUGAUAUGGAGGCAGCAUACAAGAAGAGCUUGGAGAAGAAAUAG
Messenger RNA from Malassezia globosa CBS 7966, 2334 nucleotides. RefSeq lists its product as uncharacterized. Gene Ontology annotation, molecular function: translation elongation factor activity; GTP binding; GTPase activity. The transcript has a single exon. Gene Ontology annotation, cellular component: mitochondrion. NCBI's taxonomy places the organism in Eukaryota, Fungi, Basidiomycota, Malasseziomycetes, Malasseziales, Malasseziaceae. Gene Ontology annotation, biological process: mitochondrial translational elongation. Bases 1 to 2334 code for a protein of 777 amino acids. The record is from RefSeq and is a predicted model, not a curated record.